AUCUGCUCAUCAUUUAUUUCCACACCGACUGUCUCACAUUAUAUUUAGAGUCAGACAUGUCGACGCACGGCUCCCCUGGCAAUGAGAAACUUCUCAAAAGACGUCCUCGUGCUUCUUCUUUGCGUCGUAUAGAGACUGACAAGGGUCAUCAUCUGACAGGCCCCUUCAUGGUCCAAACACCUUUGGGGUCUAGUACACCAGAGUCUUGUGACUCCCCUGCUUCCAGCGAUAGCUUCCGCAUGGCUAAACAGAAAGGGGGCUUCAUCGCAGACCUUCUCAGCGCUAGAUGGGUUGUAAAUCCAGUCUCGUCCUUCAAGUUGCUUAUGAUACCCGUCUUAUUGUACAUCAAUUGGGAAUUAUUGGCCCCUUACCUUGCUCCACGACUUUCCAAUCCAUUCGCCCCGCUUCUUUUUAUUUCCUACCGGAUUCCUGACUCCCCUCCCGACGACCCACUUUAUGCUAAAGGCUAUUUGGACUUGGCUUUUCUUGCAUUCCACAUAGUGUUCUACUCCUUCGUACGCCAAUUCGUUACUAUUGGCAUUUGUCACCCCAUCGCUCGCUACUUCGGCAUAAAGAAGCGAGCAAAACUUGAUAGGUUCGGUGAACAAGGUUAUGCUCUAUUGUACUUUGCGGUCAUGGGUGCAUGGGGCUACCGCAUUAUGGGUCAACUUCCGACAUGGUGGUAUCGUACUGAAUACUUUUGGAUUGAUUAUCCUCACUGGCGGAUGAAACCCGAACUCAAACGUUACUUCCUCAUGCACGCAGCUUAUUGGUGUCAGCAGCUCAUCGUACUGCUUUUACGUCUUGAGAAACCACGCAAGGACUACAAUGAACUCAUCAUACAUCACUUCGUCACCCUAUGGCUGAUUGGAUGGGGCUAUCUCAUCAAUUUGACAUUGAUCGGGCACGCGAUCUAUAUGAGUAUGGAUAUACCGGAUGCUUUCCUCGCUUUCUCCAAGUUGCUCAAUUACAUGGGAUGGCACAGACUAAAAGUGUUCUCCCUUGCAGUUUUCCUCGUCGCAUGGACUUACUUCCGGCAUUGGUUAAAUCUCGUUAUCCUUCGAUCUGUGUGGUUUGAGUUCGAUCUCAUCGACGAGAGCAAUCGUGUAUGGUCCCCUAAAACUGGUGCUUGGCUCGUUUGGUGGAUGAAAUAUCAAAUAGCCUUUCCCAUCUCACUCCUCCAGCUGCUCAAUCUUUUCUGGUACUAUCUUAUCUGGCGCAUCGUAAUAAGAUCAUUGAGGGACGUUGAGGUUACGGAUGUCCGAUCUGACGACGAGGAUGACGGUGACGAUGACGACACCAAGGACGAGAAAGAGGAUUAGCUGGAAAUUUAUUACUACUAACGUGACGACCUCUUAGGCCCCUCCACCUGUG
Molecule: messenger RNA, 1374 nt
Organism: Suillus bovinus
Lineage: Eukaryota; Fungi; Basidiomycota; Agaricomycetes; Boletales; Suillaceae
Product: TLC domain-containing protein
Exons: 11
Coding region: 57-1322 (421 amino acids)
Biological process (GO): ceramide biosynthetic process
Cellular component (GO): membrane
Molecular function (GO): sphingosine N-acyltransferase activity
Source: RefSeq, a predicted model, not a curated record